AUGUCUGUUUGUAAUUGCUCAGAUUUUAUUGCGAUACCUUCCGGCGUCCCACAAGGAUCCAUACUGGGACCACUUCUGUACGCUUCAUAUUUGUACGACGUAGGUGCUUGCUUCGAACACGCUCGAUUCCUUAUGUACGCUGAUGACACCAAAAUAUUUAUGAAAAUUAAAAAUGAUAUGGAUUGUACUGGCCUACAAGCUGAUCUUAACCGUCUAGAACAAUAUUAUACUGAUAAUCGAAUUAGAAUAAAUAUAAAUAAAUGUUCUUUUAUCUCCUUUACUCGCAAGAAACAUCCAAUCAAUUUUGAAUACUAUAUUAGUAAUGUUAAAAUUGCAAAAUCGGCUUGUGUUAGGGAUCUCGGUGUUCACAUUGAUUGCAAGUUGACAUUUUCUGAUCAUACAGAAAUUAUUAAAAACAAAGCGUACAGAAGCCUGGGUUUCGUAUUGCGUGUUAGUCGUCCCUUCUCAGACAUAGGUUGCCUAAAAGUACUAUAUUACGCUUAUGUUAGGAGUAUCCUAGAAUACUGUAGCAUAGUUUGGAACCCUCAGUAUAUCAUUUAUACUCAAGAUUUGGAGAAAAUGCAAGAAAAAUUCAUAAAACACUUAAAUUAUCGGUCCCAUUGCCUCUUUAAAAACUAUGAUGAAUCCUGUCAUUAUCAUAAUCUCACGACUCUCAAAAAUAGGCGUGUACUUGCUGACAUGUCCUUUUUACACGGAAUAUGCAACGGAUAUAUAGAUAGCCCUGAACUAUCAACCAAAAUACUGAGUUUCUGCGCCCCGAAAGUUAGAACGAGUCACACAAAAUUAUUUGCUGUAACACGAUCAAAAUCAAAUUACGCAAAAAACGCAUUGGUCAGUCGAUUGCAUAGAACUUUUAAUAAGCAAUUUAAUGUUACUGACAUUUUUCAUAGUAGUAGACAUGUGUUUAAGAGGGAAGUUCUUGAAAUACUUGAAGGAAAUGGUUAA
Parnassius mnemosyne (clouded apollo) is the source of this 966-nucleotide messenger RNA. The record is from the annotation of a GenBank genome assembly. NCBI's taxonomy places the organism in Eukaryota, Metazoa, Arthropoda, Insecta, Lepidoptera, Papilionidae.